GAGAAUGUCCAGGAUGUGCUGCCCGCCCUGCCGAAUCCAGAUGACUAUUUCCUCCUGCGCUGGCUCCGAGCAAGAAGCUUUGACCUGCAAAAGUCAGAGGCCAUGCUCCGGAAGCACGCGGAGUUCCGAAAGCAAAAGCACAUUGACAACAUCAUCAGCUGGCAGCCUCCAGAGGUGAUCCAGCAGUAUCUGUCAGGGGGCAUGUGUGGCUAUGACCUAGAUGGCUGCCCAGUCUGGUACGAUAUUAUUGGACCUCUGGAUGCCAAGGGGCUGCUGUUCUCAGCCACCAAACAGGACCUGCUCAGGACCAAGAUGCGGGACUGUGAGCUGCUUCUGCAGGAGUGUGGCCGACAAACAACAAAGGUGGGGAAGAAGAUAGAGACCAUCACCAUGAUUUAUGACUGCGAGGGGCUUGGCCUCAAGCAUCUCUGGAAGCCUGCUGUGGAGGCCUAUGGAGAGUUUCUCUCCAUGUUUGAGGAAAAUUAUCCUGAAACACUGAAGCAUCUUUUUGUUGUUAAAGCCCCCAAGCUGUUUCCUGUGGCCUAUAACCUCAUCAAACCCUUCCUGAGUGAGGACACUCGUAAGAAGAUCAUGGUCCUGGGAGCAAACUGGAAGGAGGUUUUACUGAAACAUAUUAGCCCUGACCAGCUGCCUGUGGAAUAUGGGGGUACCAUGACUGACCCUGAUGGAAACCCCAAGUGCAAAUCCAAGAUCAACUACGGGGGUGACAUCCCCAAGAAGUACUAUGUGCGAGACCAGGUGAAACAGCAGUACGAACACAGUGUGCAGAUUGCCCGUGGCUCCUCUCACCAAGUGGAGUAUGAGAUCCUCUUCCCUGGCUGUGUCCUCAGGUGGCAGUUUGCAUCGGAUGGGGCAGACAUCGGCUUUGGGAUUUUCCUGAAGACCAAGAUGGGGGAGCGGCAGCGGGCAGGGGAGAUGACAGAAGUGUUGUCCAACCAGAGGUACAAUGCCCACAUGGUGCCAGAGGAUGGGACUCUCACCUGCAGCGAUCCUGGCAUCUAUGUCCUGCGGUUUGACAACACCUACAGCUUCAUUCAUGCCAAGAAGGUCAGUUUCACUGUGGAGGUCCUGCUUCCAGACAAAGCCUCAGAAGAAAAGAUGAAACAACUGGGGGCAGUCACCCCAAAGUAAUGCCUACUCCCACAGCAGGCCUGGCCCCCUCAGUGUCUCCCUGUCAGUUUCCACCCCUUGUGGCAGUCAUUUUCUUAGCACCCUGCAGCCCAAAGAAACUGGGCUGAAGGAAAGACUCCUGGCUGGAUCUGGGGAGCCUUCAUCUCAGGGAGAGAAAGGGUGGUUGGAGUGGAUCUCCUUGCUUCUGAAAUUACUAAGGAGUCCCAGGGGCUGGGCACCAUGAUAGGAUCUAUUGAUCUUGUAAGCUGUGCCAACUUCACCUGUCCAGUGACAGCUAAGACAGGGAGGGGGGGACCUUGGGGUGACAGCAGGGAAGAAAUUAGAAAAAGGGGAGAGAGACUGAGACCUAAUGUUUCAGGGAAGCCAGCUGUAGGGGAGGAACUUGCCCCCACAUGAACAUGUAAGUCUAGAUCAUAAUGGGGAGUAGCAAGGUAGCCAGUUGCUAGAAUUACGGUGGGGAUCAGAGCUUUCCAGACUUUCCAUCACUGAGGCCAGGGGAGCUUUGGGCUUUUCCCAGGUCUUGGGAGGUGGCCUGAGUCAGCAUAGAUUUUCCCACUCAGGGGUAGAUAAGCAGGCCUCUCCCUCACCCUGAAAACUUCAGCAACUCCUGGGUGCCACUGGCUGCCUCUGUAAUUACUAGUGAUUGUCAGUGACUCUACUUCCUGGGAGAGUGAGCUUGGGUACCCAGCCACUGUCCUCCAACGCAAACAAAGCACAAGGGAAAUUACCUCCAGGAAUCCCAGCCCAGUGAAAAGCCAGGGAGGCUGGGGCGGGAGUGAGCCCUGGGCCUUCCAUUUCCCUUUCACUGCCGCUGGCCUCUCACGGAGUAACCCUCCUUCUGAGCACCCCAGACAAAAAUGACACUUA
This is a messenger RNA of Trichechus manatus latirostris (Florida manatee), 2019 nucleotides long. Its product is annotated as SEC14-like protein 2. The record is from RefSeq and is a predicted model, not a curated record. Bases 103 to 1152 code for a protein of 349 amino acids. NCBI's taxonomy places the organism in Eukaryota, Metazoa, Chordata, Mammalia, Sirenia, Trichechidae. The transcript is spliced from 11 exons. Gene Ontology annotation, cellular component: cytoplasm; cytosol.